AUGCCACCGUUGUCGUCUUCAGCCCUCCCCGUCUGCUCGCGAUGCAUGCGACCGGGUUUUGCUCAGCGGGUUGCCCGAACCACUCAACAAGUCCGCCGUCUUUCGACGCCACCAAAAGAAAGUCAUGGAGAGAAAGAGCAAGAGAAGGAACAAGGCGCCAUGUCACGCAGACUGGCUGCACUGAGUGAGGAAGGUCUCGAGUCUGGAGGCCGCAGUGCCCGUAGAGCCGUGGAGGAAGCAGGUUUCGACGAAGGCCUCAAACAGGAGUUACUCGAGCGAAUUGCUACUGCCUCUUUUCGGAAUGAGCACGCUGGAGCCAUCUCUCAGGCAGAAAUGCCUAAUAGUGCCAGCCGUCACAGCAGAGAUAUAGCUGGUGCGGCGCCGUGGUCUGGUACCGAGAGCGUGCAUGAUGCAUCGCUGCGCAUGCUCAAUGAUUCACACAAGCCUCUUAAGCCUGUCAGGCGAUCUUCCGCUGGACCUUCUCGAGGACCUCCCAGCAAGAUUGAUACUGGUAGACCUAGGAACGCCCCAUCUUCUGGUCUCCGAUUAGCGAACGCACGCGACAAGACGUCUAUCUAUGCCGAGAUGAAAGAGCUACCGGACGACGAGAGGGAGAAGUUCCGAAAGGAAUUGAAAGAACGCUUCACACCUACUGCUCGCUCUGCACCUGUAACUCUGAAGGGACUGGAGUCUCUUGCUAAUGAGCGCAUAGAAGAUGCAAUUGCUCGAGGCAAAUUCAAGAAUCUACCAAGAGGCAAGGCUAUCGAAAGAGACUACAAUGCGAGUAGUCCUUUCAUCAACACCACCGAAUACAUGCUCAAUCGCAUGAUUCAGCGACAAGAUAUCGUGCCUCCAUGGAUCGAAAAGCAACAAGACAUUGUCAGCACCUCCAACCGCUUCAGAGCUCGCCUUCGUGCCGACUGGCGGAGACAUGUUGCGAGGUCCAUCGCUAGUAGAGGAGGAUCUCUGGAAAGCCAACUAGCACUUGCUGAAGAAUAUGCGCGCGCAGAAGCCAUUGAUAACCCGCCCGCAAGGAAACGGACGGAGAAGAUCAACACCAUCGACAAAGCUGGCCACCUUACUCAGAUAACACUCGAUGGCGAGAUCAAGACAUCUGGCACUGCAGCUAUUCAAGAUUCACAGCAAAUAACCAUCACCGAAACUCCCAUCGACGAGGCAGCAAAGCCAAUAUCAAAAGAGGGCGAGCUACAGAUCUCCGUCGAUGCACCCAUGGAAGCCGUGAUAGAAGAACCAAAAGCUGCACCACUCAAAGUCGCACCAUUCAGGGAUGCAGACUGGCUACGCACCGAAAGGGCUUACCACCAAGCCGCCAUCGACAACCUGAAUCAAUUGACACGCUCAUACAAUCUCAUGUGUCCAGCACUGGCCCAACGACCAUACUUUUUCCUCGACCGCGAGUUGAAUUCGUGCUAUGCGGAAGUUGCGCCACAGGUGGCUGAUACCAUCAGAGAACGUGCAGUGGCGCCAAAGCCAAGGUUCGAGGCUACUUCCAACAACAAGCCUUCUAGAAUCUUGGGUAAUCUGGCUGGUCCUGCUAGUAAAGUGUAUGAUGAGCAACGACCCCAGUUUGGUUUCAGGGAUCUCUGGAGAGAGUGGUUUAGCAAAAAGUAG
Aureobasidium uvarum is the source of this 1632-nucleotide messenger RNA. Lineage: Eukaryota; Fungi; Ascomycota; Dothideomycetes; Dothideales; Saccotheciaceae. The record is from the annotation of a GenBank genome assembly.